Penicilliopsis zonata CBS 506.65 is the source of this 1850-nucleotide messenger RNA. RefSeq lists its product as hypothetical. Gene Ontology annotation, biological process: mRNA splicing, via spliceosome. Gene Ontology annotation, cellular component: spliceosomal complex. The transcript has a single exon. Lineage: Eukaryota; Fungi; Ascomycota; Eurotiomycetes; Eurotiales; Aspergillaceae. Gene Ontology annotation, molecular function: nucleic acid binding. The record is from RefSeq and is a predicted model, not a curated record. Bases 129 to 1706 code for a protein of 525 amino acids.
UGCUUUUAUAGCUACAAUAGAUUUCAUCCUCUGAAAAGCACAGUUAUCAUUUAACCUGAUGUACUUAUUAUAGUUUAUUUAUUUCUCAAAACCUGCCCUCGAUACUCAUAUGCAGAUGUUGACAAGCGAUGUCUUCAUCUAAGAACUCCUUCUCGACGAAGAAAACGACAUUCAAUUUCCAGUCGUCUGCAAAAGGGUCGGAUCUCAGCCGUCAAACUCUCCCACGACGACCACACGAACUGCACCAUGGCGAUGAAUCAGACGAAGAGGAAACAGAGCCUACCCACGAGGCUGUGACGGGGUUCGAUUCCCUUGCUGGCGGUGCCAUUCCUGCCAACGGGAUCGAGGAGAAGCGCGAGCUGGUUAUCCCCGUGACGAGCACCAAUAAUUGGCGGAACCGGGCUGGAGCGAAUGUCCGCAACAGGCCGAGAGGGAAGAAUCUCCUCCCGAAAGAGGUGCAGGCCCAGCAGGAAGCAGAGAGGAACGGGGCAGUUGCCGGUGGCGCCAAAGAGAACGAAAUAGAUCGGCCGGGUUUAUCAUACGGACUGGUAUUUGCGCAGCCAUCGGACCCAACGGCUGGGGAGCAUGAGAAGGACGUGGACCAGCCGAUGGGAGGAAGAGAUGAGGAGAGACAACCGAUCCCGCCGACAAGCGAAGAGCGCAAGCCACUCACUGAAGACGAGAUCGCGCUGAAAGCUCUCAUCAGGGAAAGCAAAGGAGAAACAGAGGGCCGAUCCGAUCUGGUGAUCGAGUCUGUGGCUACGAAGGAGAUCCACGGCGAAGAGGAAGACAGCAAUCACACCGGCCGCUAUGAUGAGACGAAUUCGUUCCGGGCAGAUGUGGCUUCUCGCCCGGAAUCGGCCAGUCUGGACGCUUACAAUGCCAUUCCGGUGGAGGAAUUUGGCGCGGCGUUGCUUCGGGGUAUGGGAUGGAAGGAAGGGCAAGCCAUCGGACGGGGUCAGUACAGCGCUGGAGCCCCCUCGGACCGGGCGAACAAGCCGCGUAUUCCGGAGCGACGGCCAGGGUUUCUGGGCAUAGGAGCCAAAGAUAUCUCUGGAGGGAAGGGGGCGGAAGCCGAGAUCGGUGCGUGGGGGAAGGCCGCCAUGCGCAAGUCGUCGAGGAAAAACGGCCAGCAAGAUGGUCAGCCAAGUACAGAAGGCGUCUACAUGCCUGUGAUGAUGAGGAACAAGAAGACAGGCGAGUUUCUCACAGAGGAGGAGCUUGCGGCACGCCGGAAGGAAGCUACAGAAAAGAAGAAAGAUGACGAUAGCUGGAAGGAGAGACGCGAUCGCAAUUUAGAGAGGAGUGGCCGCGACCACGACCGCGACAGAGAUCGGGAUCGGGAUCGCGAAUCUCGCCGGCGCGAGCACGAUGGUGACGAUAAUAGAGAGUCCCGGAGGAAUGGCUCUUCUCGGCGCGAGCGCAGUCUAUCCUCGAGCAGCCGGCAUCGACGGAGGAGAUAUGAUGACGACGAGAAAGGGAAAGAUAACCGUCACUACCGAGACCGAGAUCGUGAUUAUGAUCGUCGCGAUCGGGACCGAGAACGUGACCGAGACCGUGACCGAGAGAGGGACAAGAGCAACAAGUACCGAGAUGACGAACGUUACAGCUCACGCCAUGCAUCCUCUUCUUCAAGACAUGGCCGUGACCGUGACCGGGACAGUGACCGUGAUUCACACCGGAGGCGGAGAGAACAAGAUAGAUAGAAAAUCUUAGAACUGUCCUGCCGUGUCGACGAUGUUUAAUUUGGGAUGUUGCAUCAUGAUACCCUGGUUCAAAAGUUGAUAGAACGAAGUAGGAUGAAUGAAUUGUAUGGCACUGUUUAGUCAAAUAUAUAUAUGGUGCUUCGA